Parastagonospora nodorum SN15 is the source of this 870-nucleotide messenger RNA. RefSeq lists its product as hypothetical. The coding region runs from base 1 to 870 and encodes 289 amino acids. The transcript has a single exon. The record is from RefSeq and is a predicted model, not a curated record. NCBI's taxonomy places the organism in Eukaryota, Fungi, Ascomycota, Dothideomycetes, Pleosporales, Phaeosphaeriaceae.
AUGGAGCUGUACCGGAAUCAUCGCACUAUGGGCAAAUUCCCCUUCUUGACGCUGCCUCCGGAGGUCCGGGUUGCAAUCUACAAAUUCGCCAUGGCUGAAACGACAGAACCCAUAACGAUGGACGGAACCACUCUUCGCUAUGACAGAAUUACUUUGCCCUUGUCGCUUGGUCUCACCUGCCGCCAGAUUCACAACGAGGCACGAUACGAGCUCUACCUAAAGCACCGACGCCCACGAGUGCCAGUCGCUUUGACCUUCGAUAUGUCGAAUGCACAGCCUUCCACGCUUCGCCGAUUUCCUGCAUGGUUCGCAAUCGCAUGUACUCUUAGGGGCCUCGACUUCCAGAUAGCUUCCGACCAGCGGCGAAGUGUAGCUAACCCCAGGGCACCAGUCAAAAUCACUACCCCGUACCUCUCCGCGAAAACCCCUUCCCGGGCCGUCCCUUCAGGGUCCAAACUAGACAGGAUUCUUGGCAUAUCCCGGGCGCCGGCAUUCAAACGCUUCCUGUCCUACACAGUUCUACAAGCUCGACACAACAAGACCAUCCAGCUGAGGUUGAAAGCCUCAAAAAACACCUGGUCUGACUUCGUGUUCCUAACCGACCUCGCCAAGGCCGUAGAACCGCACCUGGAUUUCUCGAUCACGGUCUUUGUGCCGGAAGGACCAUUCGAGGAGGUAUGGAGGACUGCAAUGGACCUCAAGAAUGUCCACAUUGUCCCAACGACAUGGGAAUAUCGCGGCCGGGUGCAGAUUACUGCUGUGGAAGCUCCGAUUGAGGAAUCUCCCAUCUGGAGGCUAGAGCUGCCGUCGGUGAUGCUGGCGGUGAUGCUGGAAUUGUUCCUCUGCAUUUUGUUGAUUAUGUUACCCUAA